AAAGCGUGAUACAAAAGUAACUCGCUUGUAGCUAAAAGUUGAUAUCGAUUGAAGUUGUGUUUUGAGCAAAUUCAAUGAUUGAAUCCGAGGCAGAAUCUGAGAGAACGAAGUUGAAGCGGGAGAUAUCUGAGCUGCGAGCAGCACUCAACAGGAAGGAGCAGUGUCUGCGGGAUUUAGAAACCUUGAUUUCUGCCGCCAGAGCCGAGGAUCAUCCCGAGGAAAAUGCUAUAGGAGCACCAGGAAGAGCAGUUCACACUAAGUUGACCAACGAUGACAUUGCCCGGUACAGUCGACAGCUCAUCCUGCCCGAAUUCGGUGUCAAGGGACAGCUGAAGCUAAAGAACAGCUCGGUGUUGAUUGUGGGCCUCGGCGGAUUAGGCUGUCCGGCGGCCCAAUACCUAGCGGCAGCCGGAUGCGGUCGCUUGGGGCUUAUAGACUACGAUGAGGUCGAGCGUAGCAACUUCCACCGACAGAUCCUGCACUCGGAGGAUCGUUACGGCCUGUCCAAGGCGGAAUCGGCAAGGAUUGCCCUGUUGGAGCUGAAUCCCCACUGCGAGAUUCGCUGCCAUUCGAGGCUGUUGUACAGCCAAAAUGCAAUGCACAUCAUCCGUAACUACGAUGUGGUCCUUGACUGCAGUGACAAUGUACCCACGCGUUAUCUACUGAACGAUGCCUGCGUGAUGUUGAGAAAACCCCUCGUCUCUGGUAGUGCCCUUAAAAUGGAUGGGCAACUGACCGUUUAUAGUUAUGGAAAUGGACCUUGCUACAGGUGUAUCUACCCAGUUCCUCCGCCUCCCGAGGCGGUCACUAACUGUGGUGAUGGCGGGGUCCUGGGCGCUAUCACUGGAACCAUUGGAGCCAUGCAGGCUCUAGAGGCCAUCAAGGUGAUUGUGGGACUGGGCGAUGUACUCGCAGGACGCCUCCUAAUCUUUGAUGGCAUUACCACCGUAUUUCGCAACAUUCGCAUCCGCAACAAGCGGCCCAAUUGCCAUGUGUGCUCCACCCAACCGCUGAUUUCUGAGCUGAUCGACUAUGAAAUGUUUUGUGGAAUGCACGCCACCGAUAAGGAUCACCCCUUACAACUACUGACAUCGGACGAGCGCCUGACCGUGGAGGAUUACCGAGAUGAGCUUCAAGCAAAGCCCCAUCUAUUGAUCGAUGUGAGACCCCCGGCCGAGUUCGAGAUUUGCAAGCUGCCCGAGGCUGUAAAUGUGCCGCUGGCGGAGAUUCUUGACGAUAGCUACCUGGAGCGGUUCGCCAAGCAGCUCGAGGACAAGGAUCUGUCUAUUGUUCUGCUCUGUCGACGGGGAAAUGACUCCCAGAUCGCCGUUCAGCACGUGCGCAAUCGAUUCCCAAUGCAUUCCGUCCGAGAUCUAAUUGGCGGAUUGCACGCCUGGACAAACAACGUAGACUCCAAUUUUCCUAUAUAUUAAUUCGAAGAACGAUAUUUGAAAACAUGUAGAGUUGUUCUCUGUUUCUUUUGCAGUCGCAUUGGUUUUAUUGUAUUUACUUAGGCUCACAUCUUUUUUGUUAUCGUUGGUGUAAUAAAAUUAAUAAUGCA
Messenger RNA from Drosophila ficusphila, 1561 nucleotides. It is a transcript of the gene Uba4, whose product is annotated as adenylyltransferase and sulfurtransferase MOCS3. The coding region runs from base 75 to 1433 and encodes 452 amino acids. The record is from RefSeq and is a predicted model, not a curated record. NCBI's taxonomy places the organism in Eukaryota, Metazoa, Arthropoda, Insecta, Diptera, Drosophilidae. Gene Ontology annotation, molecular function: thiosulfate-cyanide sulfurtransferase activity; adenylyltransferase activity; URM1 activating enzyme activity. Gene Ontology annotation, biological process: tRNA wobble position uridine thiolation; protein urmylation. Gene Ontology annotation, cellular component: cytoplasm; cytosol. The transcript has 2 exons.